Neoarius graeffei (lesser salmon catfish) is the source of this 3973-nucleotide messenger RNA. RefSeq names its product RAB11 family interacting protein 4 (class II) b (gene rab11fip4b). Gene Ontology annotation, cellular component: cleavage furrow; endocytic vesicle; midbody. The record is from RefSeq and is a predicted model, not a curated record. The transcript has 13 exons. The coding region runs from base 189 to 1730 and encodes 513 amino acids. NCBI's taxonomy places the organism in Eukaryota, Metazoa, Chordata, Actinopteri, Siluriformes, Ariidae. Gene Ontology annotation, biological process: endocytic recycling; regulation of cytokinesis.
GAGUUGAGUUGCUCUCUCGGAGUCUAUGAGUGGAGAGAGAGAAGAUCAGAUCAGAUCAGAUCAUCUCAUCAGAAGAAGGAGAUAUUUGUACGGAGUAAACCUCACCUGUGUGUGUAUGAGAGAGAGAGAGAGAGAGAGAGAGAGAGAGAGUGUGUGUGAGUGAGAGAGAGAGAGAGAGAGAGCACUGGAUGGCCCUGGAGUGUGAGGAGUGGACAUACACUGACCAUGUGGACACAGUGACACACACGCUUGGGGAGGUCAUGUCGGUGCGGGAGCUGUGUGAGGAUGAAGAAGCUCGGGAGUCGGACCGAGACAGCGCCAUUGAGAGCGCUGCUGGAUCUGAGCUCUCAGACGGAGGGAGAGGAGGAGACAAAGAGGAAGGACUUCGAAUCUUCUUAGCUCGGCAAAAGAGUGGAGACGUGAGCCUGAACCCAUCUGUGGCCUCUGACCUUUCAACUCCCUCACUGAACGAGGAGCAGUUUGAAGAUUACGGGGAAGGAGACGACGUCGACUUCAGUCCCAUCAGCCCCGGGGACGAGACGCACACUAACGGGUUCUCUGACCUCGGGUCCUCCGUUCCUUCCAGUGCGACUCACACACCUCAGAAGGUGAACGGUGAUCAUGAAGUGUUUUGCUCAAACUGCUGCAAAAAAGUCACUCAGCUCAAUGAGCUCGAAACCCGGCUCAGGAACCUCAAAACACACAGCCCAAACAGGAAAAUUACCAGUACAGCAUUUGGCAGGCAGCUGCUCCACCACAGUAAUCUCAGCAGUAGGAACGGCAGCACAGAAGAUCUGUUCAGAGACGGCAGCAUUGAUUACUGUGACACCGACAUCGCUGAUAAGGUGAGUCAGUUGGAAAAGAAGCUGUGUGAGCUGGAGAACGAGUGCUGGAUGAACAGCGAUGUGAAAUCCAAACUCAAACAGGAGAACACACACCUAGUGCACAGGGUACACGAGCUGGAGGAACAGCUGAAGGAACAGGAAGUGCGAGCCAAGCAGGUCAUGGACAAUGAGCUGCGGAGACACAGAGACGCCUUCAGCAAACUGGAGCGAGACAAAAACGCACAGAUCGAGAUACUCAAUAACCGGGUGCAGCAUUUGGAGGUGGAGAACGCAGAGAUGCUGGUCAAUGUGAACAGGCUGAAAACACAGACGGAAAAACUUGACGAGGAGAAGAAGCGGAUGACGGAUAAGCUGGAAGACACGAGUCUCCGUCUCAAAGAUGAAAUGGAUUUGUACAGGAAGAUGAUGGACAAACUGAGACAGAACCGGAAUGACUAUCAGAGAGAGAGAGAGGCCAUGCAGGAGCUGAUUGAGGAACUACGGCGAGAACUCGAGCACUUGCAGCUCUACAAGCUGGAGGCGGAGCGCAUGGGGCGGAGCCGAAGUUCGUCCAUCAGCCUAUCAGAUUUCACUACACGGACUCGCGAGAACGAACUGGAACAGGAAAUGAAGCGACUCAAGCAUGAGAACCAGAGACUCCGAGAACAAAAUGAAGAGCUGAAUGGUCAGAUCCUCAGUCUGAGUCUCCACGAAGCCAAGAGCCUGAUCGCCACGCAGACGAAAGCUCAGUCCCUGGCUGCAGAAAUCGACAACGCGUCACGUGACCAGUUAAUGGAAGCCCUAAAGGAACAGGAGGAGAUCAACAUCCGUCUCAGGCAAUACAUGGACAAGAUUAUAUUAUCCAUCCUUGACCACAAUCCCUCCAUCUUGGAGAUUAAGUACUAAAAGCAAGCGCUUGGUAUUUAAAACUAAAAACUGGAUGCUUGUCGCCCCCUGCUGCCCUGGAGGUGGAACUGUGGUGUUCUGAAAGGAUAUGAACUUCCUGUUGUGAAGUGUGUUCUUCAUACUCCUCCCUUUGUCAGACUUCAGGACGUCCUGGAGUUAUUCGUCAUUGGUGGUGUCUGUGACAGAUUGAGGGGAUAGUCACUGGAACGUCGGGAUGAAGGAUUAAGAGCAUCCAGAGAACUGUGAUGGUGUUUUUUUCUGGACGUUAUUUUUGUACUAAGCACUCAUCACAGAGCUGCUAAUUUGGUGAUUGAUUUUGGUGUUAUGCAAGUUGAUCAGAAGGAAAUGUGAAUCCUAGAGAGUGUCAGAGAUGGAAACUGGAAGUGUGAGAUGGAAAAUGAGUUAUUGGGGAUGGAGAAAAAAAAUUCUGAUUUUGUCAUGACUGGUUUAAGGGAUGGAGCUUGACUUAAAUCCUAUUUGCCAAUUACAGACUUGAUUAUGGCUUGACACCAUGUCAUGUGAUACUGGUCUUCAUUACACCACACAAUAGCUCAGUGACCUGUAUGAGACAGUGUUUAGCGACUCUAUCGCUAAUGCUAACAUCGCUAAUAUCUCAGCAGUUCUCUAGCUAAUGUUAGGCUGAUAGAUUCAUAAUCAAAAUCAUCGUUUUACAUGAAGUGACCUGAUGCAAAGAAGUGAAGUGUUUUUGUUGGUCCUCUAAUCACACUUGUGAUUGGCUGAUCAGAUUUUACUUAAGCUCUGCCCCUUUUGACCGAGAAGUUCCACUCACUUGGUGUAAUCAAGACUUAGCUGUGAGCUGAUUAUUGCAUUUCUACCUGAUUUAAUCACAAUAUUUGUGUCUGUUCUCAUUGGCUAAGGCUUAAAUAAUUCUGGAUUUGGAUUAUAUUACUCCAGAAUAAGGGAUUUUAGAAGAUUUCUGAAGACAGGCUUUCUCAAGAGCACAACAGCUCCCCCCCCCCCCCCAAAAAAAAAAGCUGCAUAUCUAGAAAUGAUUCACAAUCAGAACUUUGCGCACCCUCGUUAUCAUGGUAUAUUGUGUAGCUGAUUAUUGGCACAUGCCUCGUUGGGAAGAGCAGCAUCUGAAUGUUGAAUUUAGUGUUAUGAACGUGCAUAUGUUAUGAUGCCUGGUCAUAUCACAAGUGCUUCCUGUUUUAAGCUGUUAUAAGUGCUGCUGGAGCAAUCAUCAUCAGGAUCUCUGUAUUUCAUUCAGAACUGCUUUCAUUUGUAGCAUUCCAUUAUUAUUUUAUUUUUUUACUCCAAAUACCAAUUCAUCUGUUAUACAAAUUAGCUCUAAAUUGGAUAAUGAAGCACCAAUUUGAUAUUGAGUAGGCUCAUUGAGGGUGAGAGGAACUUUGUGUACAUUUCAAUUCUAGCCAAAGUUUCACCUUUACUACAUUUUGGAGAGGUUAUUUCCAUCAUGUGAGCCACUAAAGUUGGUUUGUAGUAUUUUUGGUGACUGGGCCCGUUGUGAUUAUUUGCUACACACCUGUUUCGGUUUUCCCACUAAUUCAUUUCAGCUUUUUAUUUUGCAAGGUAAUGUUGCGUCUCCCAUCAGCUGGGCUACUUUACCUUUGCACUGUGAACAUUUUCGGUUUCUUUCAAGUGUUUGUGCCUUUUUAUUAUGCAGCCCCACUGACAGACCUGCUGAUUGUUUGCCGUCUUGCACCUUUUUUGAAUUGCGUUCUAUUUCAGUGCAAUUUCUAAACAAACUGUAAAUACUGUACAGGUAACUGUAACGCUCACUCAUUUUCUAAACCACUUGUUUAUUUCUUUCAACUUUUUCUACACCUAUGCUGUAUAUAGAUUAGCUUUAACUUUUUCACAAAAGAUCUACUCGCUCUAAAAGCAAUAUUACAUCACUAAAGUAGUGACAGAAGCUGAAAGCUAGCUGGGGUUAAAGCAGGGGUCGUGUGUUAACCGGGCUGUUGUGGCUUAUGACGUCCACUUUUACCCUCUUUAAACCUUUUGCUAAUCAAAUUUCUCAUUCUGACUGACUUCCACUUUUGUAUAGCUGUUUCGGACACGGGAAAAUUUGAAAUGCCUCGGAUUAGUGUAUUGUUAAUUUAUUAAUGUAAACUGGAGUAUUGUUACAUGUUUAAUUUUUUCUCCCCCGAAUGGGAUAUGCUGUGCCGUCCUGAACAUGCCUAAAGGAGUCGUUAGCAUGUUGAAAAUGAGUAGAAUGUAAUUUUUGGUAGAAUUUUGGCAAUAAAAUCUAAAUUCAA